This is a messenger RNA of Vidua macroura (Pin-tailed whydah), 3475 nucleotides long. RefSeq names its product eva-1 homolog C (gene EVA1C). The coding region runs from base 274 to 1578 and encodes 434 amino acids. Gene Ontology annotation, molecular function: carbohydrate binding. NCBI's taxonomy places the organism in Eukaryota, Metazoa, Chordata, Aves, Passeriformes, Viduidae. The transcript has 8 exons. The record is from RefSeq and is a predicted model, not a curated record.
GCCGGCAGCCCGCGUCCCUUCCCGACCCUUCCCGUCCCUUCCCCGCCGCCCCCGCGUCCCGAGUGCCCGCGCCGGCCGGACCCGCUCCCGCCGCGGCCGCUGGCAGGGCUGCUCCGCCCUCCUCCUCCUCCUCCUCCUCCUCCUCCCACGCGGGGCAAGGGCAGCCCCGAGGGCGCCCGGCGGCCCGGAGGGGCCGCACCGCUGGCCGGGACCGGCUGCACCAUGUGAAGCGGCGGGGCUGUCCCCCCGCCCCGAGCCGCCCUCUCCCGCACCAUGAGGGACGGGGAUGCGGGGCAGCACCCACGCCGCGCACAGGUAGAGCCCGGGCGGCUCCUCCGCCUCCUCUCCUGCGUGGUCCUUGUGUGCGGGGCGGAGGUCGCGGCUCUCGCCGACUUCUCAGGUUACCUAACGAAGCUCCUGCAGAAUCACACUGCCUAUGCCUGCGACGGGCAGCACCUGAGCCUGCACUGCCCUCGGCACUCAACCAUCAGCAUUCAGUCAGCAUUUUAUGGGCAGGACCCCCACAUGUGCAGUGCUUGGGAGCCUGAAACCAGGAUGACAGAACCCAGGAACUGCGUGGCACCCACCUCUUUGCAGAAAGUACUGGAUGAAUGCCAAAACCUGAGAUCCUGCCAACUCCUUGUCAAUAGUCGGGUUUUUGGGCCUGAUCUGUGUCCAGGGACCACUAAAUUCCUCCUUGUCUCCUUUAAAUGCAAACCUACUGAAUACAAAACCAAAUCAGCAUGUGAAAACCAGGAACUGAAGCUCCACUGUCAGGAAUCCAAGUUCCUUAUCAUCUACUCGGCCACCUAUGGCAGAUGGGCACACGAGGAGAGCGUCUGCUCAACAAAGGCGGAGCACACACCCCCCUUUGACUGUUUGUCUUACACAGCGCUGGAAGUGUUAUCAAAAAGGUGUUAUGGGAAACAGAGAUGCAAAAUCAUUGUCACUAGCCAGGAUUUUGGAAGUCCGUGCCUACCUGGAGUGACAAAAUACCUAAAUGUCAGCUAUGCAUGUGUUCCUAAAUUUAUCCUCACGGCAAUCAACCCUCUGGUCCCUGAUAACAAGUCUUCUGUCAAACAGAACGAUGGUGUUGACCUUGAUCCAAGGGAAUCAAGACUUCCAAAGAAAGAUGGAACUAUUGUUAGCUCUAACUACUUGGCUACAUUCGCAUACAUUAGAGAUCACCUUGAAAGAGUCGCUCUCCUGUUUGUGUCCAGCAUUUGUGUGGGAUUAAUCCUCACACUGUUUGCCUUAGUGAUCUGCAAGUUGUGUCCUAGUGACAUCCAGAAACUGCACAGGAAGAGGGAUCAGCUGGUGCCAGAGAGUGCCAGAGCCUACAAGAGCAGUGAACAGGAGGAGGAAGAGGAGGGGGAGGAUUCUUCCCUUUCAAACACCCAGGAUGAGACAGACGGACUUUACAGACCUUCUUACUCAGGUUAUACCUCAGCAGAGGCAGCGGAACUGGCCGAAAGGAUUGAGCGCAGGGAGCAGAUUAUACAGGAAAUUUGGAUGAACAGUGGUUUGGAUAUGACACCCCCUAGAAAUAUGAAUACAUUUUAUAUUAAUGAACAAUAAAUGGUUUAUUUUGGAUGACACUCAACCCCUUUUUUUAAAAAAAAAAAUGUACCUUCUGUGAAGGAACAUUUGUAUCAGUGAAUAUAAUUAUUUGUAAAAUAAAAAUAAAUAUAUACAAUAAAAAGAGGGUUUCAUACCCUUGACUGUCUAUAAAUCGUUCUGUGAAAAACACUCUACAGUUUUAACUCAUGGUACUACAGAUUACUUUUUCACUGUAAUUUACCCAAAUGCAUAUUUAGGAAUAUUAAAAAAGGUGGAAAAUAUUUAAUCAGAUGUAUUCAACCAUCAGAACAGACCUGCCCAAGAUGCACUCCUGCUGCUACCUGUGCUGGAAAAUACGUGAAGGACAAGCUUCAAAAUGGCUGCUGCUUUCAUGAAAGACUCUUGAAGUUGCCACACACUAAGAAUACUUUACUUAUGGGAAACACUGGGUUCAUUUUUUUGAUCCUAAAGCAGGGUUCGAGCUAGCACUUGAAUGCAGGUCAUAUUCUCAGGAUUUUUAUCAGUUCGCAAUCUUCACUUCAAAAUUGUUAGACUAGUCAGAUUUGGUUUCAGUUGGAGAGAAAAUUAAAUCAGUAAUGUAUCUAAGCUGAAACCAGAACAGCCUUCCUGUCUUAAAAAUGUCUCCAAUAUUUUUGCUGCAGCCCACAGGGAAUUUACUGAACAAAAGGAGGAAAAAUGUCACUUCCUACUGGUAAUACUUCAUGGGUUCACUGUGCUUCCCCACUUAGAUGCCAUGUGCCCAGGUAGAGCGUAGUAUGAAACACUUGGAAAGAAAACAGUGUCAUGACUUGUCAUUUCCUGCUGAUACAAAGUCAAAUUAAGCCUGGAAAAACUUUAAAGGGAGGAAGGGAGCUUGUUCAGAUGACUAAGGCACAAUCCUAUGCUCAACUGGAAAAAUCUCACCAGCAACUAGCAUCCUAUCAGCGGAAGGAAGAGAGGCUAAGGAGAUGGAUGGAGGGUGGAGGUCAUCCAGAGCACUGGGAAACUGCAGGAGAGGCCGGGCACAGCCCAAGAGCCUGGCUGCAAUCCCGCUGGUCCACUCAUCUCCCCUUUUCAGUAGGAAGUCAUAGCCUGUGUUGUGCACGAUAUUGAUUAAUAGGUUUAGGUCUGGAGAAGCCCAUGCCUUGGUCCUGAGGGUGGAAGAAGGCAAGUUUGCCUUUGGGGAGGGCUCUGGGCCAGAUCUGGCUCCUUCCUCCUGACUCACAGGGCAGGUGCCACCCAUUUCCCAGUCAGAUACAAAGGGACUGAUCUACAUCCCAACAAUUCCUCCUACUGACAAACCAUACUAGAAAAAAACCUGAUCCUCUUCUUUUUACUGGAGCAGGCUGGGCUCUGUCCUGCAGGGCUGAGAGCAGGGGCUCCAGGGGUUAUCUCUCCUUCAGACUUCACUUAAGACAAGGUGAAGUCAGCAUUCCCUAGGGGUGGCCACCUGGAGAAUACCUGGUCCAGCCAAAGAUGGGACUCCACAACCUUUCUGGGCAACCUGUGCCAGAGCUUGGCCACCCCCACAGCACCAAAGUGUUCCCUGAUGUUCAGAGGGACCCUCUUGUGUUUCACUUUGUGUCCAUUGCCUUUGCUCCUGCCACUGGGCACACAGGUCCUUUCCCCACUUUGUUCACUUCAUCCACACAUCUGUCCACCUGGUACCCCUCGUUGGGAUUCCCAGCUGAAACCAAGGUCUUCACUCCUGGUAACAAAACAACUGCAGUGGCAGCAUAUCAGCAGAAACCAGUUUGCAGCUUAGAAGUUAGCCCCUUCCUUGGGGCAAAAUGUUUCGCUUUUGCUUUUACAACCUUGGAGGAAAAAGAUAUUUUACAUUGAAAUAAUGAUUUAACUGAUGACCUGAUCCCCUCCUGACUUUCCUCCCUGCCUGCCACCACUCACCAGCAGGCAG